Messenger RNA from Clonostachys solani, 348 nucleotides. NCBI's taxonomy places the organism in Eukaryota, Fungi, Ascomycota, Sordariomycetes, Hypocreales, Bionectriaceae. The record is from the annotation of a GenBank genome assembly.
AUGGUCCAAGUCCCCACGCCGCCGCUGCCACCGUGGAUGAAUACUCUGGCGCCGGCUGGCAGAGGUCUGCCGCCCGGCGUUAGCGACUGGUAAGCGGACGUGCCCGCGGUGCCCACGGCAGCUCCCUGAUCAGGGCUGACUCCCUCGGGCAGCACGGCCAGGCAGUCUGUGGACAAGAUGGCGUACUGGCGCAGAGUUCCCAUGCCGCGGGCGGUGGCGGAGGAGAACAGGCCGCCAAAGACGAGCUGGCCGUCGGCAAAGUCGGUGUUGGAGGGAUGUCUGGCGACGACGCGGCCGCAGACAUCGAAGCCUGGAGUGGCAGGCCGGGGAACGACGAGACAGCCGUAG